Messenger RNA from Rhopalosiphum padi (bird cherry-oat aphid), 1995 nucleotides. Its product is annotated as alpha-1,3-mannosyl-glycoprotein 4-beta-N-acetylglucosaminyltransferase B-like. Gene Ontology annotation, cellular component: endoplasmic reticulum-Golgi intermediate compartment; Golgi stack; endoplasmic reticulum. The record is from RefSeq and is a predicted model, not a curated record. Gene Ontology annotation, biological process: protein N-linked glycosylation. Bases 359 to 1531 code for a protein of 390 amino acids. NCBI's taxonomy places the organism in Eukaryota, Metazoa, Arthropoda, Insecta, Hemiptera, Aphididae. Gene Ontology annotation, molecular function: acetylglucosaminyltransferase activity. The transcript is spliced from 10 exons.
AUGAUGAAUUUUUUAUGAAAUUGGAUAUAUUGUUUUAUUUAUUUAUUGUUAAAACUUUCAUUUGUCAGAACUUGAAACUGCAAUAUGUUAUAUCGUAAAAUAUGUAAAUUUAUCAAUACCAUAAACCUAUUUACACCGCUAUACAGUAGUGAUAUACUCAGUAGUCAAUGACCACAGGAUCGGUAUACGUGAAACUUAUCAUACACCAUAUCGACUUUCUUGGUUCUUCUCACAUUGAUGAAUGAUGAGUAUUGAGAUCUAAGAGGUUUUAAUCAAGACUUGAUAAUCGUCGGAAUAAAACGGCGUAUACACGUUCGUUUCACUGUCGGCAAAAGCUGCUAUUAUAAUCAUCGGUGUUAUGAUGGGGUGGAGAAUUCAACAGUCAAGAUUCUGUUUUUGGUUAUUCAUUUUUCUGACGUUAUUAUCAUGCUACACGUUCGUGUUUAUGUAUAUUUCAGAUUACGGAAAUUCAUACGAUCACCGUAUGGCGACAACGAAUACGAAGACAGAAAUGGAAAUACUCAUGGAACAAAUAACUAGAUUGUAUGAACUAAAAGACAAGGAUAUCCAAGAACUAACCAAAUGUUUUGGUCUGGCUCUGAACAUUUCCGUCCCUGAAGACAAAGACUCAUUAAUGGUCACUUAUAAGUCUGUAGACAUGGUCAGUCCACCAAUGCCACAUUUCGAUUUUUUUACUUUCUUACCACACUUGUCACCACACCAGGAUUCUUUGAGGCCGUUUGUAUUACAUUCCAGAGGCAGAAAUGCAGUGUCUAUAGUGUUUGGAAUUCCUACUGUUCGUCGUAAAAAACAGAAUUAUUUGAUACAGACAUUGAUUAGCCUCGUAAACAACAUGAAUCAAACUGAGCAGGAUGACUCGUUAAUAGUAGUGAUGAUUGCUGAAGUCGAUUUGGAAUAUGCGCGAAAUGUUUCUGUGGAAAUCAAAAAUCGUAUACCGGAUGCUGUGGGCUCGGGCCUAGUGGAAGUAAUUGCUCCGACCCCGGGUUACUAUCCAGAUUUCAGUAAGCUUCGCAUCACGCUCGGUGAUUCCGAAGACCGGGUCCGAUGGAGGAGCAAACAAAAUUUGGAUUUUGCUUUCUUAAUGAUGUACUGUCAACCAAAAGGAUCGUUUUAUGUUCAACUCGAAGACGACUUAGUCGCAAGGCCGCAAUACCAAGCUUUAAUGAAAAAAACGGCUUUGCAAAGCAUAGCCGACGGAAAAGAAUGGUUCAUAUUAGACUUUGGUGGACUUGGUUUUAUCGGUAAAAUGAUAAAAUGUUCCGAUUUACCGUGGCUAAUUCAAUUCAUGGUGAUGUUUUAUAACGACAAACCAGGGGAUUGGCUACUGGACGGAUUUGUGAAUACAAAAGUUUGUCAUCUCGGAAAAAAUCACGUCGAUUGUGUAAAACAAAUAAAUUCUAUAUGGGUGAAACAAAAUGAAGCUUUUUUUCAGCAUAUAGGAACAUGGUCAUCACUAGAUGGUAAAAAGCAACUUUUGAAGACCCAUAAUUUUUACAAUAAAAACAUAUAAAAAAAAAAAUUAAAAUAAUAUAAUAUGUAUAAACAAAUAAAUUAUUGGAACGGCAUUGAACGAAAUGCAGGUUACACGUAUCAAAAAAUCAAAAAAAUGAAUUUAAACAACACAAUUAAUCGUAUGUGUUUACUCUAGUGGCAUAAUUUAUUAAUAUUUACUAUUUAGUUAUAAGUAAGAAUAGAUAUUAUUUUCUAUGAAAUUGUAAAUUUAUUUAACACUAAUGUUAGUUUUAUUAUAUAUAAACUAUAAACAUAAAGUAAUUGUAUUGUUUUCAUACGUUGUUAUAUUAUUUACUGGUUAUUUUGAUAUCAUUGAAAAGUAUUUUUUAUACAAUAAUGUUUGUUACUUACGCAAAAUAUACAAUUAUGUACCUCAAUAAAAAAAUUACUGGAAUUUGAUAUAAAAUAUGUAUACAACAAUAUUUAUAUGUACUCACAUAUAUAAAUUUAUGAAAGUAAAUU